Molecule: messenger RNA, 591 nt
Organism: Candidozyma pseudohaemuli
Lineage: Eukaryota; Fungi; Ascomycota; Pichiomycetes; Serinales; Metschnikowiaceae
Exons: 2
Coding region: 1-591 (196 amino acids)
Source: RefSeq, a predicted model, not a curated record
AUGCAAUUACAAUCGAUCCUUUUCUCCCUACUUGCCCUAGCAAGCUAUACGCAAGCAGCUGAAAAAUCACUCGAUAUCUACAGCAAGUCUGUCAAAACAGGUUCGAUCGUCAGCUUGGGCCAGAUCAAGUAUGACACGGCUACCAAUACGACCAAGUACCUAGCCACAAACGACUUACCCAGCCAUGAUAGCAUAUGCAUAGGUACAAAGCAGCUUCCAAGUAAAGAGUGCUUUACAUAUCUUGAAACUACCGAGACCACACCCAAGGGUAAAUUCGCCUUGUUCUUGAAUGGUGAUAGAGAGCUCACGGAGAUUGCUCUUUAUGCCGGGGAAGAAGAUUGGGACAGUCAAUUGAUUGAGUCAUCAUCCGCUCCUUUGCCUAACUUGAAACCCUUCGUCAGACAGAAGCAAAAGCCGAAGGCAGAGCCAACUGUUGAGAUAGACGGUAAGAAGACUGAAAUUGAAGAAGAAAUCGAAGAAGUGAUUGAGGAGGAUGAAAGACUGUGGUUGCAGAAGAACUGGAUGUGGAUAGUUGUUCCACUCGGUCUCUUCUUGAUCAUGGCCCCUGAGGAAGAGAAGAAGCAAAACUAA